AUGUCUUAUUGGGGAAACGAAGAACAAGACGAUCCGUGGAAGUCCUACGGUAAUAACCCUUCAUAUUCUUUCGGAGAUCCGCACGCACAAACGGCUUCUUCAUUGAAUCCUUGUCAAACUCCGGUAUCACAGAGUCCUUCAUGGAACGCUCCCACAACACCAGCGCCACCACUUACACCAACAACACAAGCUUUUCCGGCUGCUACUUUGGGAGCACCUACGGCCAUUCAACCCUCUCUCUCUCAACAAGGAUUUUCAGCACCAUCACCACACGUGCCGUAUCAAGCAGCAGAUAGAAGCGGUGAGCAGCUGAAAGGAAUAGCUGUCCUCAUAAUCAUCAUCGUGGUUAUAUUGGUGAAUGUUAUCCGAGCAAUAACUACAGUUCAGCAGCAGUGA
Molecule: messenger RNA, 396 nt
Organism: Oikopleura dioica
Lineage: Eukaryota; Metazoa; Chordata; Appendicularia; Copelata; Oikopleuridae
Source: the annotation of a GenBank genome assembly